AUGUCCACAGACGCGGAAAAAGAUAGGUUUUACGAGAGUUACGAACAAAUUAGACAAUUUGUCAUCGAUGGAACGCUCUUGGACGGAGAUGCACUAUUAGGACUCUGCGAUCUCUUUUACAACUACAAAACUUUAAAAGUGGUGAAGACGACCAUAGAUAAAGAAAAGUGUAUAGAACUUUUGGCUCAGACGACCAAACAGGCGAACUUAGAAGUGAAGAAACAAGCGCUGAAACAGUGUAAACAAAAAGCGAGAGAAUUGGCAAAGUAUCUCAUUUCUCUUCAUCUGCCGGACGACGCAAGCGACGAUGAGUUAUAAAGAAAGAUUGGACAAGAUAGAUCUGUACAACAGUAACAAAAUCAAGGAGUACGUUUACUUGGACGGAAACGAUUUGGAUCGUUUGAAAAGUUCUAUCAAGAUGCAACAGAGUGGUAAAGGGAUGAAUCAUGCCGACACCAAAUAUGCAAAUGUUGGAUCUCGCAAAGUCACUCAAGGAAUAACGGGAGUGGACAUGGAAGAUGACGAAAACGCACCCAUAAUGGCGGCUCACAAGAAAUACAGAGGGUUGGGAAAAGACGACUUAUUAAAAGCAAUCUAUCGUCUCAGAACUCUAAACGUCUAUUUCAAAAACCUUCGAAAGGGAAAAAACAAUCCCGAAAAACUGAAACAAUCGGACAUAGUGCGACAGAUACGAGCUUUAACGAAAAAAUACGGAAAAGAGAUUCUGGGUCUGGGAAUAAGUAUCACAGAUGCCGCCAAUAUCUUUCCAGGCAUGCAGAGAAUAGUGGAUGCUGCCAAGCCCCUAAUACAAGGGGGAAGAGCGAUUCCUGUACAUCAGUCUCUACCGAGUAGUGGUAGCAUUGCUAGAAGUCUUAGUACUGGUUAUGACAGUGUACAUUCGCGAGCACUAAGUGAAAGAUCUUUUGAGUCUAUGGGACUGGACGAUAUUAGAAGAUAUAUUAACGAUCAAAACGAAUUGAGACGAUAUGGCUAUGGGAUGGCAGCCCCUUCUGUUUCUUCAACCGGUUCUUCAAGUGGAUCGAAUCCAACUCAUACAUCAACCGCUCACGACAGCGAUGAAGAAUCUGACGGAAGUUGGGGCACUACCUGGGGGAGCGACUCGGAAGAAGGGUCAACUGGAGAUGAAAAUGUUAUACCACAGUCACUGGUAUACACGCCGCCAGAAAGUGAAGGAAGUGAAGUUUCUUUUCAUCCGAGAUGGGAACAUAGUCCAGUCUAUCAGCCACCUCAAACCGGAAGAGGAAAGAGAAAAGGGAGGGGAAAA
This is a messenger RNA of Porites lobata, 1285 nucleotides long. The record is from the annotation of a GenBank genome assembly. Lineage: Eukaryota; Metazoa; Cnidaria; Anthozoa; Scleractinia; Poritidae.